This is a messenger RNA of Parnassius apollo (apollo), 225 nucleotides long. NCBI's taxonomy places the organism in Eukaryota, Metazoa, Arthropoda, Insecta, Lepidoptera, Papilionidae. The record is from the annotation of a GenBank genome assembly.
AUGAGAAAUGCUCAAGCCCAACUAUCAGUUCUGCCUCAGAAACCGCUGUAUGAUCAUGCAUUGCCGUUGAAAAAGGCUAAAUACAACGAUGUUAUGCAGUUGGUAAAGAACUAUGUUCCACCAAAUAAACUAUAUUUCUACAGGGCCCUUAAAAGUGAAGCUGUCGGACCAACAGAUGAUAUUUCUAGCGAAGAUGACGAUGAUCCAGCUGAAGUUAACCUCUAA